Myotis myotis is the source of this 1810-nucleotide messenger RNA. It is a transcript of the gene GOLM1, whose product is annotated as golgi membrane protein 1. Bases 328 to 1476 code for a protein of 382 amino acids. Gene Ontology annotation, cellular component: Golgi apparatus. Lineage: Eukaryota; Metazoa; Chordata; Mammalia; Chiroptera; Vespertilionidae. The transcript has 10 exons. The record is from RefSeq and is a predicted model, not a curated record.
GGCGGCUGGGAGGGGCGCUGCGCGGGUUCCCCGGCUCCGGCCGAGGGGCGGCCGCGGCUCGGGCGCGCGCACCGUGGGGCCGGCGUCCGGGCGCGGCCCCGGCCUGGCCUCUGUGCGCUCCAGGCGCCGCCUCCCCCCGCGCCGCGGGCGCUGCCGGGGCGGGGACUCGCCGCUGCGGAGGCCGGAGGCGCGCGGCGCGGAGCGGGCGGAGCGCGGGGCGGCGGCGGCGGCGGCGGCGGGAGAGCGGCCGGGGGACCGGGGAGCCGGGCUUGCAGCGCCGAGCGGCCGCCCGAGCCGCGGCAGGAGAUUCUCAGCCUGGCCUAUGAGAUGAUGGGACUGGGAAACGGGCGUCGGACCAUGAAGUCGCCGCCCUUUGUGCUGGCUGCCCUGGUGGCCUGUAUCAUCGUCCUGGGCUUCAACUACUGGAUUGCGAGCUCCCGGAGCGUGGAUCUCCAGACGCGGAUCAUGGAGCUGGAAGGCAGGGUCCGCAGGGCGGCCGCCGAGAGAGGCGCGGUGGAGCUGAAGAAGAACGAGUUCCAGGGGGAGCUGGAGAAGCAGCGGGAGCAGCUGGACAAAAUCCAGUCCAGCCACAACUUCCAGAUGGAGAGCGUCAACAGGUUACACCAGGAUGAAAAGGCGGUUUUGGUGAAUAAUAUCACCACGGGCGAGAGGCUCAUCAGGACCCUGCAAGACCAGCUGAAGGCCCUGCAGAGGAACUACGGCAGGCUGCAGCAGGACGUCCUCCAGUUUCAGAAGAACCAGACCAACCUGGAGCGGAAGUUCUCCUACGACCUGAGCCAGUGCAUCAAUCAGAUGAAAGAGGUGAAGGAGCAGUGUGAGGAGCAAAUAGAAGAAGUCACCAAAAAGGGGAACGAAGCUGUGGCUUCCAGAGACCUGAGUGAACACAAGGAACCAAGCCAGCAGCUCCGAGCUCCCAGUGAGCCUCAGCCCCCGGCAGAGGUGCCACAAACGAAAGGGAAUGUGCCCGGGAACGGUGAGCCCCAGACGCCAGUCCCCAGUUCUGAGGCGGCUUUGGAUUUGAGGAGAGAGGGUGAGAAAGAGGAAACCAAUGACAUUCAGGUCAUCAGCGAGGAGGCGCUUCGGAGGGACAGCCAGGCGCUGCCACAGGAGCCAGACCACGAGCAGGCUGUGGAAGCAGACAGACAUGCGGGCGGAAGAGGCACGGGAGAUGCUAGAGACCCCGGCCAAACCGCACAGGUGCCAGCCACCCUGCUGAUGAGCCAGGAAAAUCAGGAGGUGGAGGAGCCUGAGCGGGACCAGCUUGUGGUCCGGGAUGGGCAGGAGGAGGAGCAGGAUGCUGACGAGGAAGGGAGAAACGAGCAAAAAGUGGGAGGAGAUGAUGACUACAACAUGGAUGAAAAUGAGGCAGAAUCUGAAACAGACAAGCAGGCAGCCCUUGCAGGGAAUGACAGGAACGUGAACGAGAGGAAGAGAAAGAGACAGAAACAUCACUGAUGAGAGAGAAUCACUGAUUGGCUGCCUCCUGCACAUCCCCUAUCGGGGAUCAAGCCUGCAACCCCGGCAUGUGCCCUGACGAGGAAUUGAACCAUGACCUCCUGCAUAAAUGGAUGCUCUACCACUGAGUCACUGUGGCCUGGGCUUGCUGUGUUACUUUCUGCAAACUCUUACUUUGGCAUAUGAAACUGUUACAUUGUAAGUGAAAAGAGAAUUCACCAUAGUGAAAAAUGAAAUAGUCAAAAUACUGUUCCAAAGAAUUGUUUUAAAAGUUUGUUCAAGUCAUAUGAAUUGCUGAAUUUUAGAAGGAAGGGUUACUUGUUGGCUCUUACCU